CCGACUCCAAUUGCGCCCCAAUUGCGACCCCUCUCCACUCCCCGCCACCAUGAUUGCCCAGCGCACCCUCUUCCGCGCCAGCCAGCGCAUGGCGCCCGUCGCCCGCGCGCCCCUCCGCCGCCGCAUGUACAGCAGCGAGUCUCCCAAGCAGUUCGCCGGAGCCGAGGACAACGAGUUCAACCGCGAGCGUGCCCGCAUCGCCGAGCACGCCGAGGAGAGCGGUAUCUUCUGGUACAAGCUCACCCUCUACGUUGCCCUCCCCUGCCUGCUCGUUGCCGGCAUCAACGGCAAGAUGAGGUGGGAUGCCCACUGGGAGCACGUAGCUCACGGACCUCCCAAGGAGGAGAAGCCCGAGUACGCCUACCAGAACAUCCGCACCAAGAACUUCUUCUGGGGCGACGGCGACAAGACCCUGUUCUGGAACGACAAGGUCAACUACCACAAGAAGGAAGAGUAAGGGUUUCGCCUCACCCAGUGCUACAAAAACAAGUAAGACCUCUAGAACCUGUCAGAGUACGCGGCUGCAGUCGUGCAUCGAUAUUGUACAUAAGCCCAGACACUUGUGUCGCUGGCAAUGCAUUUCAUUUGUCCCGUUCGAGCACCCACCUUGAGGCCAUGCCAUGCACAUUCGUGUACCGUACAUCCAUGUCCAAGAGACGACUGUACGUUCAGACGUGACAGCCUCUAGUG
This is a messenger RNA of Paraphaeosphaeria sporulosa, 690 nucleotides long. RefSeq names its product COX6A-domain-containing protein. Bases 50 to 457 code for a protein of 135 amino acids. The transcript has 4 exons. Gene Ontology annotation, molecular function: enzyme regulator activity. Lineage: Eukaryota; Fungi; Ascomycota; Dothideomycetes; Pleosporales; Didymosphaeriaceae. Gene Ontology annotation, biological process: mitochondrial electron transport, cytochrome c to oxygen. The record is from RefSeq and is a predicted model, not a curated record. Gene Ontology annotation, cellular component: mitochondrial inner membrane.